UGGCCAGCCUCAUCCUCAUAAAGACCUGCCUGCCGGGGUUAAAGGUGUGCGCCAUCAGGCCCAGCCAGCUUCCUAUUGUGAUGUGAUAAAGGUUUAGGGCUGAGCCAAGCAGCCCAAGGAAGUGACCAGGCAGUUGGGGAACAGAACAAGUUAUCCUGAGCGCCCCUUGCUAAGACAUGUGGGGACUCAGCAGCCCAGAGGUUUAGGGAAGAUGCUGACUUAAAUAUCCAGAGAACCCCAGGUCUGCCCAGUAUGGCUGAAACACACACGCCAUAUUCUUUCCUGAAGAAACUCUUGACUUUAUUCAAUGUCUCCAUGGCUAUGUCUGGUAUGGUCCUCACUGGCUUGGGUCUCGGGGUCAAGUACGGAGAGGCCACGGUGACGAAGGUCCUUGGGAUCUCCUCUGCCUAUCUCUUUCACUUCGGCUUCCUGAGCCUGGGAAUGGGGUGCCUCACGGUGGUGCUCAGCCUUGCCGGGUGCUAUGCGACAAGCAAGGAAAGCAGAGGCUUGCUCCUGACUUGCUUCCUGUUCCUGGUUUUCAUUGUCAUCCUGGAAGUCGUCGUGGCCUCCAUGGUGCUUGUGUUCUUCCCGCUUGUUCAAGAUGUGGCCUCCGAGCACACCUUGCUGACGCUAAGGAGGAAUUACCGGGGUCACAACGAGCCUGACGACUUCUCGGCCCAGUGGAACUUGGCCAUGGAGAAGCUGAAGUGUUGUGGGGUGAAUAACUACACAGAUUUUGCUGGCUCUUCCUUCCAAGUGACAACCGGCCACACCUACCCCAGGGCAUGCUGUAAAGCCAUAGGCACUACGGACUGUGAUGGGCACAAUGUGUCCUCUCAUGUCAUCUACCAGGAGGGCUGCUUUGGCAAACUUAUGAAAAUCACCAGGACCCAGAGCUUCACCUUGAGCGCCGUCUCCUUGGGGGCAGCAGCCGUGCAGCUGCCGGGAAUUCUUGCCACCUUUCUGCUGUUCGUCAAGCUGGGCUGACAAAGUCUGGGAAAGGACAGGAUGCCGAGUUCACCUGGCUGCCGGAGACUGCGUCUCCUCUUUUAUUUCUCUGGGACACUCACUGCUUUCUGGGCAGAAACUAACAAUAAAAUAUCAGGAAACCCGUA
Messenger RNA from Meriones unguiculatus (Mongolian gerbil), 1115 nucleotides. RefSeq names its product tetraspanin 16 (gene Tspan16). Lineage: Eukaryota; Metazoa; Chordata; Mammalia; Rodentia; Muridae. The record is from RefSeq and is a predicted model, not a curated record. Bases 253 to 987 code for a protein of 244 amino acids. Gene Ontology annotation, cellular component: membrane. The transcript is spliced from 7 exons.